CGCUGGCAACACUGGACACUCUGCACUGAUACGUAGUAUCUUCUUAGUAGUUUGUGCUGCACUGUAUCACGGUUGAAAAUAAGGCUAUUAUAGUGCAGUUAUUGUAUAAUUUAGUGAAAAUGCGUGAGAUAGUGCAUGUUCAGGUUGGGCAAUGUGGGAACCAGAUAGGAUCUAAGUUCUGGGAGAUAAUCUCCGAUGAGCAUGGCGUGGAUCCCUCGGGGCACUACCACGGCGAAAACCCUCAACAGCUGGAGAGGAUCAACGUCUACUACGAAGAAGCGUCGGGCGGUAAAUACGUGCCGCGAGCGGUAAUGGUCGACCUCGAACCCGGGACCAUGGAUUCAGUGAGGGCAGGACCCUACGGACAGCUCUUCAGGCCGGACAACUUCGUGUUCGGACAGAGCGGCGCUGGUAACAACUGGGCCAAGGGACAUUACACAGAGGGCGCUGAGCUCGUUGACGCCGUCAUGGAUGUCAUCCGCAAGGAAUCGGAAAACUGCGACUGUCUUCAAGGAUUCCAGCUGGCGCACUCGCUCGGCGGCGGCACGGGGUCCGGAAUGGGGACGCUGCUGCUCAGCAAAAUCCGGGAGGAGUUCCCCGACAGGAUCAUGAGCACGUUCAGUGUCGUGCCUUCACCCAAAGUCAGUGAAGUGGUCCUAGAACCGUACAACGCGACGCUGUCCGUACACCAACUGGUUGAAAAUACAGACAUGACCUUCUGUAUAGACAACGAGGCGCUCUACAACAUCUGCUUCCGAACGCUCCGGCUUGCCAACCCUAGCUACGGGGAUCUGAACCAUCUCAUCUCGUUAACAAUGUCCGGUAUAACCACAUGCCUCCGUUUUCCCGGGCAGCUGAACGCAGAUUUGCGUAAGCUGGCAGUCAACAUGGUACCAUUUCCCAGGCUUCACUUCUUCAUGCCAGGGUUCGCGCCCCUCACCGCCAGAAAUUCCUUUGACUACCGUCCUCAAAACGUAGCUGAACUUAUGAGUCAGAUGUUCAACCCGGGUAACAUGAUGACAGCUGCCGACCCCCGCCACGGCAAGUACCUCACCGUGGCUACUAUGUUCAGGGGCCGUAUGAGUAUGAGAGAGGUGGAUAACCAAGUAAUGGCCAUACAGAACAAAAACUCUAGCUACUUCGUAGAAUGGAUCCCGAACAACCUUAAAGUCUCCGUUUGUGACGUGCCUCCCCGCGGGCUCAAGAUGUCCGCCACCUUCAUAGGCAACUCCACAGCCAUUCAGGAGAUCUUCAAACGCAUAUCGGAGCAGUUCUCAGCCAUGUUUAGGCGCAAGGCGUUCCUCCACUGGUACACCGGUGAGGGUAUGGACGAGCUGGAAUUUACGGAGGCUGAGAGUAACAUGAACGACCUCAUCUCCGAAUACCAGCAGUACCAGGACGCCCACGUGGACGACGAGGACGUAGAAUUCGACGAGGAAGACGAAAUAGAGCAGGAGCAAUACGCGCAGGAGAACGACAGAGACGCCGUCCACAUUGUGGACAAUCUUUAAACUCACACUCACUUUAUGCUUAGUAGGCUUGUGCCGUUUCGUUCGUUGAUCGGAGCGCUCCGAUCUCGUUCAAUCGCUCCCAUGAACUAGUUCGCUCUUUUAGGUCUUUUGCUCAUUUAGUUCAGCCAGACCAGCGACCACUGCGGU
Molecule: messenger RNA, 1658 nt
Organism: Leguminivora glycinivorella
Lineage: Eukaryota; Metazoa; Arthropoda; Insecta; Lepidoptera; Tortricidae
Product: tubulin beta-2 chain-like
Exons: 12
Coding region: 120-1511 (463 amino acids)
Biological process (GO): mitotic cell cycle; microtubule cytoskeleton organization
Cellular component (GO): cytoplasm; microtubule
Molecular function (GO): structural constituent of cytoskeleton; GTP binding; GTPase activity
Source: RefSeq, a predicted model, not a curated record